Molecule: messenger RNA, 1410 nt
Organism: Manihot esculenta (cassava)
Lineage: Eukaryota; Viridiplantae; Streptophyta; Magnoliopsida; Malpighiales; Euphorbiaceae
Product: probable calcium-binding protein CML48
Exons: 5
Coding region: 426-1169 (247 amino acids)
Molecular function (GO): calcium ion binding
Source: RefSeq, a predicted model, not a curated record
AAAUGGGCACCAUCAGCAGGAAACAGAAAUUACAAAUAUGGUAGAUGAAGAGAAAUUAUUCACAAAUGAUUUCUCCAAUCUUAUCCUUAAAGUGGGAUAGGACAAGAAAGAACUUGGAAGGCAGGGAAGGCAAAGAAGCAGCCUCCAAGAAAUGCACCGCCAGCUUUAAAACGCUGGAUUGACCACCUCUCCGUGGACCGAAAAUCUUCUCAUUGCCUAUUUAAAAAUUCUCACAGACCUUACGUAUAAUUCAAUGCCAGCAGCCAAAAGCACGUAAGCUAGCCGCAGACGCAAAUUCCAAAUAAUAUAUAUAUAUAAUUAUCGUCUCUUCUGGAGUUCAGUUCUCCACCGAAACAAAGCAAACCCCAAUUCUUGGUUCAUUGUUGUAGUUAUCAUCUCCCUUUCUUGUUCCUCCUUCGUCUUUAAUGUCUUCCUAUACCAGACCAUACUCAUCUCAGCAGUCGUAUACUCCCUCUGCUCCAUCCCUUCCCGAGUAUGUUAACCAGCAGGACCACGCUUACAAUAGUUUUUCUCAUCCUCCUGAUGACAACAUGCGGCGGCAGCAGCAUCAACCACCGCCCGCUUAUGCGGCAGGAUAUGGGCAGGGUGAGCACUCACAUGGGUACUCUGGUUUUCCACCUGGAACGCAUCCAGACGUGAUUAGGAGCUUUCAGAUGGUAGAUAGAGACAGAAGUGGAUAUAUCGAUGAGAAUGAGUUGCAACAAGCUCUCUCUUCUGGGUAUCAGCGGUUCAAUAUCAGGACUAUUAGGCUCCUCAUGUCUCUCUUCAAGAAUCCACAUGAUCCUCUGCGAAUUGGGCCUAAAGAAUUUGUUGCUUUAUGGAGUUGUCUUGGUCAAUGGCGAACAAUAUUUGAGAGAUACGAUAAAGAUAGGAGUGGGAAAAUUGAUUUGUUUGAACUGAGGGAUGCUCUUUAUGGCAUUGGUUAUGCAAUCCCACCUUCUGUUCUUAAAGUUCUGAUCUCCAAAUAUGAUGAUGGAAGUGGCAGAAAGAUUGAACUCAACUUUGACAGUUUUGUUGAAUGCGGUAUGAUUAUUAAGGGUUUGACUGAGAAAUUUAAGCAAAAGGAUUCACGUUAUUCUGGUACAGCAACCUUCAAUUACGACGAGUUCAUGUGCAUGGUCAUUCCUUUUCUUGUAUCAUAUGAUUGAUUGUGAAACUUCUCAUGUUGUUGAUUUUUGUUUAAUCUUUUCUUCCCCCUCCCCAUUCUUUUUCCAAGAUUUGUAAUGGUUCAAUUAUUUGAUUUUUUUUUUUUUUUGGAAGAGAUUGUCCAGUGAGUUGCCUAGUUGGUUCAGCUGUUGGCGAUUCAACCAAUUAGUAGGAUAAUCUUUGUCUAUCAUUCUAUCAUUUUGAUUAAUGAAAAUUCUGAAAUCUCAUCAAGUUCUUGAGCAA